AGUUAUGGCUAGCGGCGUUAGCAUGUAGCGUGUUUGCUUUAAAGGAAACAGAACAAGACGAAAAUAUGUUCGUAAACAUGAUGAAAUAUGACACAGGAGGUGAAGGAUGUACGUGUAUGUUUCCGUCCGCUUUUGGAGGCCAGUGAUGUGCUGUUGAUCACACACAGAGUCCUGCAGGAGUUUCCCAGCAGAAUCCUCCCUGAGUUCCGGCCCUGGUUCCCUUCUGCAUAUGACACACAUCCACCAAUCAGACCCCAGAGACCCGCACCGCUGAUCCUGCCGGAGGAGCCGCUGCGUCAGGACCAAACGCAGAGCCGAUCCAGAGCUGAGGGACAGAGAUUCCAACGCUCAUGGUGUGCCAUACAAGACAGAAAUGCUCCGCUGGAAACCACACACUCUUUUUCACGGCUCUUCCGGAUGACCAUCGAGAAACACAAACUGCAUCUGCGUCAGAGGGUGCGCUGGGUGCUGAGUGAGAGGAACUGUGCUGAACUGGAGGAGCUCUGGAUGGGCAUUAACCGAGCCGUCAGACACUCCCGAAUGCCCACCUGCAACGCAAACUUCCAGAGGGCCCUGGCGCAGAUAUGGCUGUACUGCGACGUGCUGUACUGCGAAUACAUCGGCAACUUCUUGAAGCAGGAGUUCCAGCUUUCAGGCCAGAUCACUUUAUCUGUUCAUAAAGUGGGAGACAUCAUUCAAUUAUAAGCUAUAUUUUUAAUUCAGACUAGUUAAACACUGUAAAAAUGCUGUUCUUAACUUCUUAAAGCCCGAGGUGUCAUUUACAUGCAUUUUUGGGCUUAUUUAUAUUUUAUUUUUUUAUUUCUCUUUGAUAUUUGGGCUUAUUGCAACCUAAUUAGAAUUAAAAUCUAAGUGUCGUCUUUUGGUAUGAUGUACUUUUAGAGGAAAAUGAUGUCCAUAUAUGUGGACUUGUGGUCUAAAUUUACAUAAAACACUUUUUCCUGACAGUUUUUUUAGUGCAUAUAUAACAUAGACAUUUUUUUUAACUUGUUUUGAUUAUCAGAGAGGACAAACUCAUUUUUUUUCCCCGUUUUUGACAGAUAAAAUAGUGUUUGGGACUUUUCAUAUGCUGCAAAACAGUUGCAGGAUGACACUGUAUGUCUGUAACAGAAUAUAAAACAUUCAAAGUGUUUUAAAUAGCCACUUAAAGGGCCACGAAA
Messenger RNA from Danio rerio (zebrafish), 1178 nucleotides. It is a transcript of the gene shld3, whose product is annotated as shieldin complex subunit 3. The record is from RefSeq and is marked provisional. Lineage: Eukaryota; Metazoa; Chordata; Actinopteri; Cypriniformes; Danionidae. Gene Ontology annotation, biological process: regulation of double-strand break repair via homologous recombination.